Colletotrichum abscissum is the source of this 654-nucleotide messenger RNA. RefSeq lists its product as uncharacterized. The transcript has 2 exons. NCBI's taxonomy places the organism in Eukaryota, Fungi, Ascomycota, Sordariomycetes, Glomerellales, Glomerellaceae. The coding region runs from base 1 to 654 and encodes 217 amino acids. The record is from RefSeq and is a predicted model, not a curated record.
AUGGACACCGACGUCCGCCUUCUCCACAGACACUGGGAAGAGUCAGACGUCUCUGGAAUCCACGCGAACGAGGGGUCUUCGCUUCCAGUCUUCCGCUCGAACUCUCUCAGCCACCGGCAAGCCCAACCCCCACCAGAUCAACGCUGGUCCGAUGUCUCGACCACCAGGAAUGCGCGUCGACAGCACGUUGCGAAAAUCCACUCGGUCUCCCGAUCGAGAGUCUUCGCCCGGUUUGCUUUAGCCCGCCGCGGCAAGCCGGAGAGCCCUGGUGAGGGUGAGCCGCUCUUUUGGGGCCGACUCAUGUUCCUCCUAUGCUCUUGUGGUGCUUGGCGAUGUCGCACGUGUCAGCCCUUGGUGCACAACUCCAGCGAGUUCAGCACGUGCUCAACACACGUUUUCGGUCAAUUUCUCGAGGGAUUCCAUCGCGUGGACCGUGAUGAAGCUAUCUUCACCACCAAAAUUUGGACUGAAGUUCUAGAGGUUCACAACCUGUUCAUCGCCAAGUCGGGUAUCCGAUGCCAGGACGCGUCCAAGACUUACAACCUGUCGAUCGGUAUUGAAGGAACGUCCUCCAUGGUAGUGGUGAAAGGUUGGCAAAGCUUGCCACAGAACCAAGCUUCUGCCUCCCUGAUGACAAGAAUCUCGGCGCUCUAG